Messenger RNA from Drosophila gunungcola (fruit fly), 523 nucleotides. It is a transcript of the gene Acp26Ab, whose product is annotated as accessory gland-specific peptide 26Ab. Gene Ontology annotation, cellular component: extracellular region. The transcript has 2 exons. NCBI's taxonomy places the organism in Eukaryota, Metazoa, Arthropoda, Insecta, Diptera, Drosophilidae. The coding region runs from base 125 to 397 and encodes 90 amino acids. Gene Ontology annotation, biological process: mating behavior. The record is from RefSeq and is a predicted model, not a curated record.
UAUAGUAUUGAGUCAUAGUAAAGCCUUCAAAUUGCGCGCUUUCAUAAUCAAAUUAGGCUGAAAAAAUCAGAUUUUACAGCUCAGCUUGUCGAUUUCCUUACAGUCUGAAAACUAACUGCGUACUAUGAACUACAUCGUGCUGAUCUGCAUUUUUGCAUACAUUUGCGUCUGGCGAUUCGCCGAAGCUGCUCCAUUCAUAAGCAUUCAGUCCAGUUCAAGAACAAAGUCUCAGAAAAUGAUGGACGGCUUAUUGAAAACUCUGUACGACUACAACAUACAGGACAAUGUGGACGAUGCCAAUGGACAAUUGGUUCACAGCCGGAUGGCCGAUUUCAAAUCGGAUAUUUUGAGCCCGGAGGAUCAACAGAAUAUUCGCGAUCAGAUGGUCAUCUUCUAGAAACUCAGUCUUUUUCUUGUUUACCUUAUAAUAAAACAUAUUAGCAAGGAAAGUAUUUAAAUAAAACAAUAACCCAGAUAUUUGACAAUAAAAGUUUAUGGAAAGACCCUCUUCGAGGAAAAUUUA